Trichomonas vaginalis G3 is the source of this 1204-nucleotide messenger RNA. RefSeq names its product protein of unknown function, DUF4106 family. The annotation marks the transcript as partial. The record is from RefSeq and is a predicted model, not a curated record. Lineage: Eukaryota; Parabasalia; Trichomonadida; Trichomonadidae. The transcript has a single exon.
AUGCCACGUAAGCUACGUAAGAAUAUACGUAAGAGGAAGAGAGCAUUGAAACAUCCAAUAGUAAAACUAACACCACAACAACAGUUGCAACAACAAAUUAUGAAUGACCCCACUAUGUUGCAACAAAUGUCAAGCAACCCUAUGCUUUUAAACCGAGUUAUUGGUGCACAGAGUGGAGGUUUAAGAGCGGCACUUUUAGCGAAAAUGGCAGGCUAUGGUGGAGCUGCAGACGGAACAGCUUAUAACCCUCAAAGUCAAAUGAAUUUGAGUUCACUCAAAAAUCAAAUAACAGAUGUCAAAAAGUCAAACAUAGACAUACAGAAACAAAUAAGUGAAAACGAAAAGAAACUAGAAUAUGACAGACACACAAAGAAACUCAAUGAGUUAAACGUAGAGAAAAAGAAGAAAGAAGAACAACUGAAAGAACUAAGUACAGAGGAAUAUGCGAAAAAAGUGUCAGAAAAAGCAGCAGAAGUAGCAAAAAUGGAACAAGAUGUUAUAAAUUUGAAAAACCAUACUACUCAAUAUAAAGUACUGAAAGAUGAAGAAAUAAAACAAAAAGCCCUGAAGACAUAUAUGGAUAGCGAUGAGUAUAAAAAAGAAGUUGAAGCAAAUGUAAAGGCAGAAAAACUUUUACAGUUGCAAAACCAAACCGUACAGUAUGAAAACUUAGCACAAGAAAGUAAAAAUAACGACGCAGCCAUGCAAAAGGCAAUGAAAAGCGCAGAAUAUAUAAAAGCUAAUAAUGACUGGUUAGAUGCCCAAGCCAACGCUAAAGCAGCCCAACUUAUAGGGUCAAUAAGGACAAAAAUACAAGCGGAUGAAGACAGUUCAAAUGAAGCUUUAAUGAAUGCUGACUUUAAGAACGCCUUCGAAGCUCUUCAUAGUAAGGUGAAACUAGUGAACGACUUCUCAUCUGGAAAGAAACUGAAGUCUGAAGGUUUCGACAAAGAGUUAAGAGAAGUAGCACAAAAUAUGACGAAAAUAACAGAUGCAGCAACGAGACAGGCAGUUCAAAGUGCCUAUGACGCCGUUAGAGCAACUGUUGUGGAAAGUCAAGAAAAAGAGUUACAACAGACCAAAACAGACCUAGUAAAUGCUUUCUUAAAAACGAAAAGUCAGGUAGGACAUUAUGCUGCAGAUGGAACAUAUGUGCCAGCUGGUGGAACUUAUAUACCAGCUGGUGGAACUUAUAUACUAGCUA